AUGUCUGCAAAGACUCUCCUUCCAACUUUCGCAGUGGCGGUCAGUCACAUGGCUGUUCAGGCCGCAGCCACAGCCUAUCCGGCUGACUAUAUCGUCGAGCACAUUCUCAAGCUCAGUAACUAUAUCAUCAAUCUCGCUGGCAGCAGCAUUCUCUUUGGCAGACCCGAACUCGAUCUAUACAGCCCCAGCCUGGACACUUUGUUCGACCGCCUGCAAAAGAAGCAGCUCGGUCCCAGCCUACUACCUCCUGGGUUUCUCACUGCCGAGCGCAUUCACGCACGAAUCUACCUGCGCUCCGACCAAGAGGCUACCGGCCGCCCGCUUGCCGACUACGAGGACCUUUACUACGCGCUCGUCGCACGCAUGCAAGAGAUGCGUCAAUUACUGAACCUUCGUAUCAACAGUGGCUUCAACAUUGCGACUCAACUGGUUUGCGAAGGCGGUCCGAGCAUCGCUGAGUUCCACAACAGUCUCUCCGAGUAUUGGGAUGUUCUCAACAAUCCAUCAUGUGGCAAAGCGCUCGAUGAUGCAAUCCGCGAGGCAAAGGUUCAGGCGCUCCGCGAUGAACUGGCCUGGCAAGUCGAGGGCGACAACAUGUCAGUAGAAGAUGCGCUCGAGCAGUUGAAGCAACUCAACAGCAUGGAUGUCUACAGCGGCAUCUCAGGACUCAAUUUUGUUCAGGACUGGGCGCCGACCAUGGUCGGUGCUUACUUGGAGCAGAAAUAUCGACACAUACUCGACCUGGAGAAGGAAGAGGCAACUAUUAAGGCGAGGCAAGAGCGCCGUCAAGCCAAAGUGAGGAGUACGCGCGAACUUCCUCCCGGUGCACCAGUAGCGCAGAAGGUUUCUGACCGCCGUCCUGCCCGCACUGCACGCAAGGCGGCUCACGACGCCAAUACCAAAGCCCGCAUUGAGGCUGACCACCAGUAUCUACCCAAAGAACAAGCAGCGAUGCAGUACUCCCCCGAGUGUCUAGCGGAGCUCCAUCCCGGUCGCCAUUACGAAGAGCAUAGCGCGGCCAUAUGCGAACAAAACAUUGCGAACGCAGACGAUAUGCUCAUGCUUCUUGAGUGGCAGAUGAAGACGCAGCGUGUAUCAGAGUACAGCGGCUACCUGCGUGCUCGUGCUAGCCAGGAGUCGCAGCGUGCUGUCCAAAGUACUCAGGGCUCGGUCACAGACAGCUUUGUUAGUUCUUUCUCCUCUACCUUGCCACUUGGUGGUAGUGGUGGUGUAAUUCAUCACCCCGACAUGAACUACAGUCAGUACAUGCAAUUCCAAGGGUAG
Messenger RNA from Alternaria burnsii, 1284 nucleotides. RefSeq lists its product as uncharacterized. The coding region runs from base 1 to 1284 and encodes 427 amino acids. The record is from RefSeq and is a predicted model, not a curated record. NCBI's taxonomy places the organism in Eukaryota, Fungi, Ascomycota, Dothideomycetes, Pleosporales, Pleosporaceae. The transcript has a single exon.